CGCGCGUCCCCGUCGCCGCCGCGGAACGCCGACGACGACCGCGUGUACCGGCUGCUCGUGUUGCACACCAACGACAUGCACGCGCGGUACGCGCAGACCGACCGCUACGGCAACGAGUGCCCGGCCGCCGCCGCCGGCGAGUGUUUCGGCGGUUUCCCGCGGCUCCGGACGGCCGUGCGACAGGCCCGCGUGCCGCACGACGGCGGAUCGCUGUUCCUGAACGCGGGCGACACGUUCCAGGGCACCGCGUUCUACACGUACUUCCGGUGGCCGCUGGCCGCCCGCAUGGUGCAGAUGCUCGACAUCGACGUCAUGUCGUUGGGAAAUCACGAGUUCGACAACGGCGUGAAAGAUGCUCAAUCGUUCGUGCACAACAUAACCGUGCCCGUGGUGUGCAGCAACUUGGACCUCAGCGGCGAGCCGUCGAUGGCCAACGAACCAAAUCUGAUGAAAUCAAAAGUGUUGACGGUGAACGGUCGCAAGAUCGGCAUCAUUGGAUAUCUGCUACCGGAAACAAUGAGUAUUGCGAAAACGGGAAAUGUGAAAAUAUUACCGGAAAUUCCAUCAAUCACGGCCGAAGCAAGACGUCUGAAAAACCAAGGGGUGAACAUUCUCAUAGCCCUGGGUCAUUCCGGAUUCGAUAUGGACAAGCAGAUAGCCGAACAAGUGGAUGAUAUCGAUUUGGUCAUCGGCGGCCAUACCAAUACGUUUUUGUACAACGGAAAAGAACCGGACAUCGACAUUCCUCAAGGUACGUAUCCUUUUUGGGUGCAACAAACGAAUACCAAAAGGAAGGUUCCUGUUGUACAAGCGUUUCAUAUCAGUAAAUACUUGGGUAAAUUAUGGCUGGAAUUCGACGAGGAGGGAGAAUUGAUAAAAAGCUACGGAAAUCCGGUUCUAUUAGAUUCGAGUAUCGAACAAGACGCUGAAAUGUUAGAGGAAAUAAAUUAUUACCAACGUAUGAUCGAGAGCAAUAUGUCACGCGUGGUAGGUUCGACGAGCGUUUUAAUCGAUGCGGAGAACUGCAGGCUCACGGAGUGCAACAUGGGCAACUUCUUGACCGACUCGUUUGUCGAUUUCAACAUACGGCGGAACAUCAAAACGUUCGACUUGAAGGAGCGUUGGACCGACGCGCCUAUAGCGAUCAUGCAGGGCGGUGGGAUACGGAGUAGCUUCAAUCCGAUGUCCAUGAAAGGUAACAUCACCUACAGCGAUCUACUGUUGGCGACUCCGUUCAAUAAUCUUGUGGGAAAAAUUACCAUCAAGGGUUCGGAUAUUUGGAACGCUUUCGAAUUUGCUUUCCGGCGGUACAGUGCCGACAUUGGGUACGGCGAAUUUCUACAAGUGUCAGGGUUAAAGGUUGUCGUGGACCUCGGGCAGCCCCCCGGAAAACGUGUGCAAUCCGUGUACGCUAGGUGCGGGAACUGCGUGGUGCCGAUCUACGAGAAAUUGGACCUGAACGGCAACUACACCGUCAUCAUGUCCCAUUAUUUGGCGUACGGCGGCGAUGGUCACAAGUUCCAGCAAGUGGUCGGCUUUCGGAGUUUCGGUGCUACCGAUCUCGAAAUCGUCGAAGAAGACGUCAAAGUCAUGUCGCCGUUACGACCGGAAGUGGACGGCCGGAUAGUUAUACUGAACGCGGACAAGUUGCAGGACGCCGGCAAUCCACCACCGCAGACCGCCGGCGGCCGACGCGUCUCGUCCGUCGACUCCGUUCCGGUGCUGAUCGCGACCGUCGCGUGUCUCCGCGCGCACGUUUGACCGCGCGCGAACAAUUCAUGUACACGAUCGUUUUUCGCUUCAAUAUACGAUCGUUGUUGUUUUUGCUGCA
Molecule: messenger RNA, 1831 nt
Organism: Sipha flava (yellow sugarcane aphid)
Lineage: Eukaryota; Metazoa; Arthropoda; Insecta; Hemiptera; Aphididae
Product: protein 5NUC-like
Exons: 9
Biological process (GO): AMP catabolic process
Cellular component (GO): plasma membrane
Molecular function (GO): 5'-nucleotidase activity
Source: RefSeq, a predicted model, not a curated record